AUGGCACAAGACGACACCGAAGAUGCGCGGGGGGUUUCCACGGCCGUGGAUAUGGAAAUGACCAUGACGAACGACGACCCCAAACUGUUGAAACAGGCACCCGAUGCAGAUGAGGCCAUGAAAGCCUUUGAAGAGAUGCAGGGGGAAGCAAUUGAACUGGAUGAAGCAACGAACCGCCGGCUUGUGCAAACUACAUUGUCUUACGCCAGUAUCAUGGGUCUGAAAGAGGAUCUCCAUCUGGUUGAUGAUCAGUACCAAUGGCUUGGUAGUUUGUUCUACUUCGGCUAUAUCGCCUGGGAGUAUCCAACAAACCGCCUCCUGCAACGAUUACCACUAGGCAAAUACUCCGCAGCAUGCAUAAUAAUCUGGGGACUAAUCCUCAGCUGCUUCGCCGCAGCGAAGAACUACCCAGGGGCGAUCGCAAUCCGCUUCUUCCUAGGUGUAUUCGAAGCAGCCGUCACACCAGGUUUUGCACUCCUCACCUCUCAGUGGUACACCCGCACCGAACAAGGCAAAAGAGUAAACAUAUGGUACAGCUUCAACGGCUGGGGCCAAAUAAUAGGCGGGCUCGUAGCCUACGGAAUAGCAACCGGAGCGCGCAAACACGGCUCUCUAAUAGCCCCCUGGAAAAUUGUCUUCCUCUUCACGGGCCUGCUAACAAUAGUCCUGGGCCUUGUCUUUCUCUGGGUCGUACCAGAUAGCCAACUCAACGCGCGCUGGCUGAAGAAACAAGAUCGUGUCCUUGCUAUUGCCCGUGUGCGCAUUAACCAGCAGGGAAUUGGGAAUAAGCAUUUUAAGUGGUCUUUCUAUUGGGAAUUUGGACUAACGAAUGUCACUCUUGUUGUUGGAAAGAUCACCAGCUUCGACUAUACACCCGAACAAAGCCUACUAUACGGCACACCAGCGGGAGCAGUCGAAGUCGUGGCACUACUGCUAAACGGCUACAUGGGCGACCGGACUGGGCAACGAAUCCUAUGUAGUCUAGGCGGACUACUGACAGCGACGAUUGGAGUUGUCCUGAUUGUGGCACUGCCACUGGAGAACAACAUCGGCAGACUGAUUGGGUAUUACAUGACGCAGGCAUUCCCGACGUCAUUUGUUGCGCUUUUGUCGCUGAUUUCCUCGAAUGUUGCGGGAUAUACUAAGAAGACGACUGUGGCUGCUUUGUACCUUAUUGGGUAUUGUGCUGGGAAUAUUAUUGGCCCAUUAACAUUCCGCCCUCAAGAUGCACCGCGCUACAUCUCCGCCGAGAUAAUCAUCAUCUGCUGCUGGGGCGUGUCAUUGCUAAUUCUGCUUUAUAUUUGGUGGUGGUAUAAUAAGGAGAAUCGACGGAAAGCUGCUAUCGUUUCGAGGGCUGACUAUGUAAGAGUGGAGAACCGGGAGUAA
Molecule: messenger RNA, 1386 nt
Organism: Penicillium arizonense
Lineage: Eukaryota; Fungi; Ascomycota; Eurotiomycetes; Eurotiales; Aspergillaceae
Exons: 6
Coding region: 1-1386 (461 amino acids)
Biological process (GO): dipeptide transport; transmembrane transport; allantoate transport
Cellular component (GO): plasma membrane
Molecular function (GO): allantoate transmembrane transporter activity; dipeptide transmembrane transporter activity
Source: RefSeq, a predicted model, not a curated record